This is a messenger RNA of Microthlaspi erraticum, 402 nucleotides long. The record is from the annotation of a GenBank genome assembly. Lineage: Eukaryota; Viridiplantae; Streptophyta; Magnoliopsida; Brassicales; Brassicaceae.
AUGAACGUCUAUCUCGUUCAAGGUCUGAAGUCAAACCUGAUCAGUGUCAGCCAGCUUUGUGAUGAAGGUUUAACGGUCUGGUUUAACAAGAUAGAGUGCAAAGCCAUUGACUCUGACGGAAAGACAGUCCUACGAGGAGUUCGCUCAGGCAACAACUGUUACAUGUGGGAUCAAUCUGCUAAGUGCUUAAGUGUCCGAGAUGAUGUUGAACUAUGGCACAAACGAUUGGGUCACAUGAAUGUUCGACAUCUCACCGACUUGGUGAAUAAGGAGAUUGUUCGUGGUGUUCCGAAGCUGAAGGGAACUGAGAAACUUGUAUGUGGUCCUUGCAAUCAAGGAAAGCAAAUCAAGGUCCAGCACAAGAAGGUGGCAGAUGUACAAUCCAAGACUGUUUUGGACUAG